Molecule: messenger RNA, 2442 nt
Organism: Anopheles marshallii
Lineage: Eukaryota; Metazoa; Arthropoda; Insecta; Diptera; Culicidae
Exons: 5
Coding region: 1-2442 (813 amino acids)
Biological process (GO): negative regulation of extrinsic apoptotic signaling pathway via death domain receptors; protein K48-linked ubiquitination; proteasome-mediated ubiquitin-dependent protein catabolic process
Cellular component (GO): cytoplasm; plasma membrane
Molecular function (GO): ubiquitin protein ligase activity
Source: RefSeq, a predicted model, not a curated record
AUGCCCUGCGAAAAGUGCAAUGUGAAGUUUGGCAUCAUAACGCGUAAAAAAUCCUGCUAUGAAUGUCAUCGGCUGUUCUGCCGGAACUGUCUCUCGAAGCGGCAGGAGCGGUUCCUUUGCCCAAACUGUACCAUCUUCACCAAAAGGCCUCUAUCGCGCAUCGAUCUGGCCCAGCUAAAAGUGAAGGAUCUCAUCUUUUACUUGCAGUCGAAACACAUUUCCACAUCCGGUUGCGUGGAAAAAGACGACCUUAUUAAUUUGGUCAUUGCUCAUGUGAAUUCCGGUGGCAGCUCACCACGCACGCCGGGAAGUUUUAGUGCCACAUCGUCCAACACGGAAUCGGCUUCCGGCGGAUCAUCACGCUACGGAAGCUUCUAUCGGAACGGAACCAAAAACUGUACAAACACGUUCGAUCAGAUCAAAAAUACCUGCCAGAAUUUAUUUUCCACAUUUUCGGACAAACUAAAUGGAGACGUUCCGGAGACUGGCCGUCCUAGUACCGGUUUUGCGACGCAGGAAGAACAGCGUCAUAUAUUCACGCAGCCUCGCUUCGGUAGCAACAAUGUUUACCAUUCCGUCGAUCCAAGCGUUCAUUCAAAUACCGGUGCCAGUAACUUCCCUCCUCAUAUGACACAUCCCGAGGACGACAAUAACCAAAGAGCGGAAGCACAAUACCAUGCAGAACAGGGAGAGCGGCCAGUACAUUUCAACAGUGGUAGCAGUGGAACGACAAGCGGGGCUGAUUCCAGCGCCGCAUCUUCUUCGUUUUCAUCGCCCAGCCGAGAUACUUCUUCACCUCUAUUGGGCGACCAGCAACACUCGGCAACUAAUGGACAAACGCAAGCCAUGCUGGACGAUCGCAUUGAAAGCAUCCUGGCGCUGGAAACGGGCGGAACGGGCUGUGAGUGCUGUACGGAUGACGAGGACGAGGAGCGAACCGGUGUAGCGAUUCCGAAGGAAAAUAAUAUUGCUACUAAAGGCGAGGAAGACAUGCCACCAUGCUCGAAGCAAUCCCGGCGUAGCCUUUCACAAUCCAAUUUGUUACCACCGCAGAUGGCGGGCCCGAGCGCAGACACAUCGGCAGCAACGACGAAAGUAGCAUCGCGGAGUCAAACUCCUUCGUCAUCCUUCGACGAUUUGCUGGCUGAUGCGGAAGGCAGUAGUAGCAAUGCGGAUCAAGCGAUCGCCCCGGAUACACUAGCCAUGACGACAGAUACUGACGCGUUGGCAACGACUGUGGCUUCGAUCGAUGAUACAGAACAGUGGCAGAUCAUUAAUACAUCGGACACGAACGGUGGUGGUACGCUGGAAGCGGCCACAAACAGUGAACUUCCGAUGACUGACGCAACUAAUGAGGCGUCCACGACCAACGAGGAUGAAGAGAGCACGGACAGCAUCAGCAACUCUGUAGAACUUAAAUCAAAACCACCCCCAACGGUGCCGGUGCUGGGACACAGCCCUUCCGUAGGUUCGCCGACAACAAUUAUAACGCGCCGUAGGUCCGAUAGUUACCUGCUGUCGGAAUGUUACGCCUCGUUGCGACAGCGCUCGGUUGGGACGGGUCCGAUCGAUGAACCAGCGUCACCCUUAAUACAUCGGGCCAGUACGACAAGGUCAUUGCAAACGUCGGAUGCAGUACCAAUGGGUUUCUCGUUGGGCGGUACACUUACCAACGAUGCAAUGCCAACCACUAGCUAUCCGGUCAACCCUACUAAUACUGCCCACGGUAUGUGCUUCCGUUGUGGAAAACGGCGAAACGGUAUUCGCCGACAGUUGAAAAAGUUCCGCAAGCAACUGGACAUGGCUACCGUUACGGAGGUGGAAAAACGACGCCAGCUGGAAGCGUUCCUUAAUUAUCUCGAGCGACGCAGCAAAGGUUCGUUCGAACUGACCGAUUCCGAGUCCAUUACCGAAGAAGCGAGCGUUAGCGCGGGUGACGAAGCGAGUGGUGUCACCGGCACUGCCACGGAUGGACGUGGUUCGGUCGGUAUUGGUGUGGAUGACCAGCAUGCCUUUUCCUACCCGAAGCCACCGGAAGAAUUGCCCGUCUGCACCAAUCUGUACUCUUCCGGUAAUCAGGAUUUGGUCAAUAUGAAACAGAUCAAGCUGAGCGAUAUUAAGGAAAGUGCGGAUCUGGAUGUGCUGUCGGUGAAGCAGUUGAAGGGUAUUCUGAUGGUGAACCGGGUUGACUUCAAAGGCUGCUGUGAAAAGGCCGAACUUCGCGAAAGGGUGCUACGGUUGUGGCGUGAUUACAAAUCUAUCCCAUCAAUCGAAAAACUUCCAUCGGACGAUUUGUGCAAGAUUUGCAUGGAUGCGCCCAUCGAGUGUGUGAUACUGGAGUGUGGCCAUAUGACCACUUGUACCGCGUGCGGUAAGGUGCUAAGCGAAUGUCCGAUAUGCCGCCAGUAUAUAGUGCGGGUAGUGCGAUUCUUCCGAGCCUAA